Messenger RNA from Varanus komodoensis (Komodo dragon), 981 nucleotides. Its product is annotated as olfactory receptor 6B1-like. Gene Ontology annotation, biological process: G protein-coupled receptor signaling pathway. The record is from RefSeq and is a predicted model, not a curated record. Bases 10 to 981 code for a protein of 323 amino acids. The transcript has a single exon. Gene Ontology annotation, molecular function: olfactory receptor activity; G protein-coupled receptor activity. NCBI's taxonomy places the organism in Eukaryota, Metazoa, Chordata, Lepidosauria, Squamata, Varanidae. Gene Ontology annotation, cellular component: membrane.
AAAGAAUCAAUGGGGAAAAAAGAAAGGGAUAAUCAAACGAUGGUGACAGAAUUCAUCCUCAUAGGAUUCAAGACUCUACCUGAGUUUCAGAAACUCCUCUUUGUUAUGUUUUUAGUAAUCUAUACGGUGACCAUAGCUGGAAACAUCCUCAUUGGCACUAUAGUUCUGGCUGAUCAUCACCUUCACAAGCCCAUGUACUACUUCCUGGGAAACCUAUCUAUUUUAGAGACUUGCUACACCUCCACCAUUGUUCCUAGGAUUUUAGCCAGUUGUAUAAGUGACUACCAUGGAAUUACUUUCAGUGGGUGUUUCCUGCAAUUCUAUUUCUUUGCUUUUUUAGCUGGAACUGAAAGCUACCUCUUGUCUGUGAUGUCCUAUGAUAGAUAUUUAGCUGUAUGCAAGCCACUCCAUUAUAUAACCCUCAUGAAUAGGAACUUAUGUGUUCAGUUGUCCCUUAGUUCUUGGAUCACCGGCAUUGUGGCUAGUGCAUUUACAACAAGUUUCAUUUCACAGUUGAAGUUCUGUGGCCCCAAUGAAGUGGACCAUUUCUUUUGUGAUUACACACCGCUCUUAAUAUUGUCCUGUAGCAACACUCAACAGACAGAACUGGUGAUGACCAUCCUGGGUUCUCUGUGUACCAUCCCACCACUGCUACUCACACUCGCUUCCUAUGUUUGCAUCAUCAGCACCGUUUGGAAAAUCCCUUCAAACAGUGGCAGGAGCAAAGCAUUUUCGACCUGCUCUUCCCAUCUUACUGUGGUCACACUUUUCUAUGGCACCCUAAUCUUUGUGUACAUAUUACCAAAAACCAGCACACUGAGGAACCUGAACAAAAUUUUCUCUGUUUUCUACACCAUCCUGACCCCCAUGAUCAACCCCUUCAUCUACAGCCUGAGAAACAGAGAAUUUAAGGAGGCCUUCAGGAGAGUUGCAAGCAAACUUGUGCCAUUGCAAGUAACUCAGGGAGUCCAACCUCGGUAA